AUGGUCUCUACAACUAGCAGCAUCUAUCAAACUACAACGUCUACGGGGCAUUUACCGCAGUGGUUAAAAAAUUUUCCAUUGCCAUUGCCAGCAAUAAUAGCGAUAGCCGUAGCAUGUGCUGUGCUUGUGUUCGCUUUAGUAUUAUGUAUAUGCUGUAAAUGCUGUUGCAGAAGAAAAAAGCCAAAAAACGAUAAAACUAAGCAAGGUUUCAAAGAAAAAGUUAGUUUACAGUCAGCGCAAUCUUUGGGAGUAAGCUUAAAAGAGCGAGUUCAACCAGAAGUUGAAGGAGUGAAUAAAGAAAUGGAAUUAGAAUCAAAGCAAAUAGACCCUUCUGAAUAUGUUGGGGAAUUAAAAUAUGCAAUGGAAUACGACUUUCAAUCUUCCGAGUUAACUAUUACCGUUUUGGAGGGAAAAAAUUUUCCAGUAAUGGAUAUAGGUGGAGCUUCAGACCCUUAUGUUAAAAUUUAUCUUUUACCAGAUCGAAAGAAAAAAUUGGUUACUAAAGUUCAGUACAAAACGCUAAAUCCAAUAUUUAAUGAAUCAGUAACAAUUAAAGUACCAUACAGUGAAUUACAAAAUAGAACAGUACUAUUCUCAGUAUAUGAUCAUGAUAGAUUUUCUAGACAUGAUGUUAUCGGCCAUUUACGUAUUCCAAUCGCAGACGUAGAUUUGUGCGAAAACUUAGAGCAAUGGUCUGCACUGGAAAAGGCAGACUCAAGCAAGGAGGGGAAAUCGGAACUUGGUGAGUUAUGUUUCUCCUUACGAUAUGUCCCAACCGGUGGAAAAUUAACUAUUGGAAUUAUGGAAGCUAAAGGAUUAAAAAAGAUGGAUGUCGGAGGAUCGUCGGAUCCAUACGUCAAAAUUUCGUUAAUUAUUGAUGGUAAGAGGAUAAAGAAGAAAAAGACUAUUGUAAAGAAGAGAACAUUAGAUCCUGUUUGGAACGAAGCGUAUAUGUUUAAAGUACCUUUCGAAAAAAUUAAAGACACAAAAAUUGUCUUGGCAGUAAUGGACCAUGACAGGCUUGGUAAAAGUGACCUUAUAGGGCAAGUCGUGGUAGGGGGGUCUGAAUCAGGAGCUGAGUUGCGUCAUUGGAGUGAUAUGCUGUCGUCUCCUAGAAGGCCGAUAGCUCAAUGGCAUGUUCUCGUCGAUUAA
This is a messenger RNA of Trichoplax adhaerens, 1152 nucleotides long. It is a transcript of the gene Syt1, whose product is annotated as synaptotagmin 1. Gene Ontology annotation, cellular component: membrane. The transcript is spliced from 4 exons. Gene Ontology annotation, biological process: cellular response to calcium ion; calcium ion-regulated exocytosis of neurotransmitter; synaptic vesicle endocytosis. Lineage: Eukaryota; Metazoa; Placozoa; Uniplacotomia; Trichoplacea; Trichoplacidae. Gene Ontology annotation, molecular function: calcium-dependent phospholipid binding; phosphatidylserine binding; calcium ion binding. The coding region runs from base 1 to 1152 and encodes 383 amino acids. The record is from RefSeq and is a predicted model, not a curated record.